Balaenoptera musculus (blue whale) is the source of this 3069-nucleotide messenger RNA. RefSeq names its product E2F transcription factor 6 (gene E2F6). Gene Ontology annotation, molecular function: protein dimerization activity; RNA polymerase II cis-regulatory region sequence-specific DNA binding; DNA-binding transcription factor activity, RNA polymerase II-specific. Gene Ontology annotation, cellular component: RNA polymerase II transcription regulator complex. NCBI's taxonomy places the organism in Eukaryota, Metazoa, Chordata, Mammalia, Artiodactyla, Balaenopteridae. Gene Ontology annotation, biological process: regulation of transcription by RNA polymerase II. The record is from RefSeq and is a predicted model, not a curated record. The coding region runs from base 258 to 1112 and encodes 284 amino acids. The transcript is spliced from 7 exons.
GAAGAUGGCGGGCCUGGCGUCCUGAGAGCCGUGGGUCACCGUGCUCUCCUCCCGCCCGCGUUCCAGCUCCCGGGGUCGUGGGGCAGCGGCGCGCCCGUCAGCGGGCCGGCCUAGCCAGGCGGCGCCUCCGGGCAGGCCAGGAGUCCAGUUCGUGCUUGGCCCCCGGGAGCCGGCGGGUCGGGGGCGGCGCCCGACCCGAGCGGGAGAAGGCGGGAGAGCUCGCGGGGUGCGAGGCGAGGGGCGGCCGGCUGGGCAGCAUGAGUCAGCAGCGGCCGGCGCGGAAGCUGCCCAGCCUGCUCGUGGACCCGGCGGAGGAGACGGUGCGCCGCCGCUGCCGAGACCCCAUCAACGUGGAGGGCCUGCUGCCAUCAAAAAUAAGGAUUAAUUUAGAAGAUAAUGUACAAUAUGUGUCCAUGAGAAAAGCUCUGAAAGUGAAGAGACCUCGUUUUGAUGUAUCACUGGUUUAUUUAACUCGAAAAUUUAUGGAUCUUGUCAGAUCUGCUCCUGGGGGUAUUCUUGACUUAAACAAGGUUGCAACAAAACUAGGAGUACGAAAACGAAGAGUGUAUGACAUCACCAAUGUUUUGGAUGGAAUUGAUCUUGUUGAAAAAAAGUCUAAGAACCAUAUUCGAUGGAUAGGAUCUGAUCUUAGCAGUUUUGGAGCGGUGCCCCAACAGAAGAAGCUGCAGGAGGAACUUUCUGAUUUAUCGGCGAUGGAAGAUGCUCUGGAUGCGUUAAUUAAGGAUUGUGCCCAGCAGUUGUUCAAGUUAACAGACGACAAAGAAAAUGAAAGACUAGCAUACGUGACGUAUCAAGAUAUUCAUAGCAUUCAAGCCUUCCAUGAACAGAUUGUAAUUGCAGUUAAGGCUCCGGCAGAAACCAGAUUGGAUGUUCCAGCGCCCAGAGAAGAUUCUAUCACAGUACAUAUCAGGAGCACUAAAGGGCCUAUUGAUGUUUAUUUAUGUGAAGUGGAGCAGGAUCACUCAGGUCACAGAGUGUCGGACGGUGUAGGGGCCUCUUCGUCUGAAAGCAGACAUCCAGAGCGCACUCCCGCUGAGAAAGAAGAAGAUCCUCCACAGCAAAGUGAAGAACUGCUUGAAGUGAGCAAUUGAUGGCAUUUGAGGAUUCGUGCAUUGAGUCUUUUGGGGACAUCCUGUGUGGAUGAAUUAUGCAUUAGAUGUGAUUCUCAGAGCAAUAAAUCAUCCCAGACAUUUUCUCAUUCUCAGUAGCAGCCGUAAGGCCAGGAGUACCUUCGAGUAGUUCACUACUUAGAUUACUGGAUAAUUAUGCUUUCUGCAUUUGAAAACAACUCUUUUUAUAAUUAUUCACUGCUUUUUGUCAGUGAAAUAGACAUCUUGCCUACUGAAAUUACUAAAUCACCCAGAGUAUCACUGAAACAGACAGGCAGGCUGGAUGGACAGUUCUUAGUGGACCCUGCCCUUUGCUGCAUGGAUCAUGUGUCAUUAUCACAAAAGAAAUUGCCUUACACGGGUUCAUGUCUGCAAUGGAUGGGUGUACGCACGCAUCUGGACAUGAUGUCUUUGUAUAUAUUUGUAUAAUGUUUAGAUCACUUAUGAAAUAUGUCUAAGUGAAACUUUUCACCUUUGUACAGCCAAAAUAAUGUAUAUAUGGAAAGUAACACAUAUUCUCUAAUUUCUGUGGUAUCUAUAACUUAUUAGAAUCCUCUGAAUGAGGGUUAGAGGAGAGUUUUUUCCAAACUUCUACAUGUAGAAGUAUCAUAAAUAUGCUAUACAUUUAAAGUUCGUAGAUUUAAUGAAGGUAUUUCAAUACGGUUCCCAGCGCUAAACUUGGACUUCAAGCUCCCUACAGAGUCAUUGUGUCUGAACAGACUGGUGGCACGCCCCAAGCCUUAGGGGCAAGUGUACAAAUGCCAUCAGGUCAUGGCCUAAUUCCUUGCAAGACAUGAAUACAAUCAUGAUGAGAAUUGGAAACUAUUUUAACCUUUUUUGCAAUCAGGUUUUGUCAUAUGUUUCUGUAUGCAGCCUUGCUCUUCAGUCAAAGGGGUUUACUUACGAUGAGUUAGUGGUACCCUGCCCUCUCUCCAGCUCUAGUCCCACGUUUCCAAGUACCUAGCUAUUUCUACCUCAUUGGGUAAGUCAUUACCACUCUGUGCCUCAGUUUACUCAGUAGUUAACCAUUAGACUGUGAGCUCCUUGAGGGACUUUGUCUUAAUCAUUGUUAAACCCAGCGACUUGCACCACGCCUAGCACAUAAAAAGUGCUCAGUAAAUGUUUGAACAAAUCAGUGAGUGAGUGAGUGAGUGAAUGGUAAAAUUAGACUAAUAAUACUUGGCUUAUAUAACAUACAAGGUUCUUGUGUCAUUCAAAUUCAUAUUUUAAACUUCUCUUGCUUUCAAAGAAAGAAUUGAAGCAACGUGAAAUUAAGACCAUGUAUAUAGAGCUAGCAUAGGAAUCAGAAAUCAAAGUACUGAAAAAUAAUGCUGAGUAUGUAGGACUGGCACACCUCUGGGCUCCAGCGGCUUUUGCCAGUCCCGUCCCGCUGCCGAGCACCAGCCUCUUCCCUCCUCACGGUCCGCGCCGGCUGCCUCUUGUCGGCCCGGGACUGCUUGCCGUGCUCCUCCUCUUGGGCACGUGCGGUGAACCUGAGGGUCCAGGCAGAAGGUGUGUGUAGAGAUCAGGUGCUCCGUGGAGAGGUCCAGGCUCUGCCUUGUAGAGUUGGCAGCUGUCGGUCAUAUGUGACGGCUAAACAUGAGAGUGGAUGAAGUCACCUAAUGAGAGGGUACAGCAGAAGAGGGAGAGGCCCAUUAACAUUUAUUUUAAGGGGAAAUACAGAAGAAAAGGCUUUUCCUGAGAAGGAAUAAUGAGAGGAAGGGAAAAUAAACAACUAAAGAAGGCGGUGCCCCCAAAACCAACAAAGAAAGCAUGGCCGCAGGUGAUAGCAUCGUUUCUAAGCAGCAGCUCCUUACUUGUGAAAUGUGAUAAAUGUUCUACUUUGCAAAUUGCUCUGAGAGUAAAAUGAGAUCAUGUAAACGAAAGUCCUUUGUAACUGUAGACGUGUUACAUAAAUGCAUCUCUCUCCUGUCACUCC